Paramacrobiotus metropolitanus is the source of this 3566-nucleotide messenger RNA. RefSeq names its product cGMP-dependent protein kinase, isozyme 1-like. Gene Ontology annotation, molecular function: ATP binding; cGMP-dependent protein kinase activity. Gene Ontology annotation, biological process: protein phosphorylation. The record is from RefSeq and is a predicted model, not a curated record. Lineage: Eukaryota; Metazoa; Tardigrada; Eutardigrada; Parachela; Macrobiotidae.
CCGAGAGAUCAUCGCGCUGCGCGCACACGUUGCCGCAGUAAAAAGCAUCCAUAUACGACGAAACCGUUUGACGUCGGGGGAAAUGGGGUAUAGUUGUAAUAAAUUCUUUACAGCACCUUUUCGCCAACUCCCGUGUUGUGUACGUGCCUACGCAGCAUUUGCCUCUCUCUCCUCACGACAAUGGCGCUCUAACCGUGUGUGUGUGCAUGAUUUUAUUCGGUUUAUGGCUGCACAUCCAGUGCAUAGAUGCCUCAUUUCACGGAUGUUGAGUAGUUGGUGAUCAGUGUGUAAUUUUAUGGUCUUCCCAUCUAUUUUUCCUGGGAUAAGCAGCACGGGUGUCUGUUGAUUCGGAACACAUAUAUACGCCAUACAACCAUAUAGUUUCUUUUUAUUGGUGCUGCUAGAGCAAACAUGUCGUUGUCACACUGAGGACCGAUAUUGCUUCCGCCCAUUGUGCUCAGCCGCGUUUCCGUUCUGCCGUGCUGUACUGUGCCGGUCAACCAUUUACUGCGUGUUUUCGUGCCUUUCUGCACCGACUUUGCUGGACAUCAUGGGCAUUGUCAUAUGAUCGUAUUUUAUGGCAUAAACGAAUUGCUGCCUUUUGCCUUGUACAAUACGUCACUACAGCAAAGCGUUCACGUGGAAUAUUACAUCAUUAUUAUUAAGUUGAUCCCUAUUGGCUGGCAUCUUUUUUAUGUUUAACGUUUAACACCUGCUGGUAUGAGCAAAUGUAUCCUGCCGUGCAUAUUUUAAGUGGUGCAUAAUUCACUUUUCGGUUCUGCUCCCGUCCAAAUCAAACGUACAUAUAGUACCGAUCUACUACCAUCAGACUGUGUGUAUCAGUAAAAAGACGAUUGAACAAAUUAAUCGUGAUAUUAAUCUAAUCGAGCGACACUCGGCGUCGGUAAUCACAUCUUAAUCUGCUAAAUCCGUCACACGGACGAGCGGGAGGAAAAUGUCGUUCCGCCGAAAUUUCCCCUUUACACUCGGCUCGACAUCGGCGCGGCCGAAUCACGCCAAUGAAGACGAGAAUCACCUACCCUCCACCCCGACCCACAAAACCCAUUCCGCUUCCACCUCGGACCACCUAGGCUCACCCAUGAUCGCCCGCUCCCAGGCCGGGUCCAAACCCUGGCCCGGAGGCGGUAGCCACCAUCAUCCGUCCGGCAAUUUCUCCGUCUCCGAUUCACCGGCCACCCCCGAGACGUGGUUCCUUAAAAAGCAGCAAUAUGAACUCAUCAUCGAACAGCUACAGCAUGCCCUGCAGCUGAAGGACAUCGAACUGGAACAGGUCCGCAAGCAGCUGGACAAGGCACGCUCCGUGCUGUCGGUGACGAAUCCCUUUUCGCACAAUCGCCAGCUGACGAACAAGAUCGACGAAGAGGAUGUCACCGGGACACCUGAUAUGCCGCGGAAAAAACAGGGCAUAUCCGGGGAGAGUAGUAGUAAAUUCUCCCUGCGCAGCUCCCGCCGUCUCUCUGACCUUGAAGUAACCAAAGUUGAAAAGGACUUCCGGUCAAAGCACGUAAUUAAAGAAGCCCUCCGUGAAAAUGAUUUCCUGGCCAAUUUAGACUCUUCGCAAACCCGGGAAAUUAUAGAUUAUAUGUAUCCCCUUGAGAUAUCGGCAAAUUCCUACAUCAUCCAACAAGGCGACGAAGGAAACCACUUGUAUGUCCUGGCCGAGGGUGAAGUUGAAGUCAUAAAGGAUGACAAAACGUUGGGAAAAAUCACCUCCGGAAAAGCAUUCGGAGAAUUAGCAAUUUUGUACAACUGCACCAGAACGGCAUCGGUUCGGGCUAUCACGCAAGCCAAACUAUGGGUUCUGGAUCGAUCGGUGUUUCAAGUGAUUAUGAUGAGAAAUGGCCUGCAACGUCAAGAGGAAAUCGUGCGCUUUUUACGGAGUGUUCCAUACCUGAAAAAUCUGGAGGAAGACAAACUACGAAAAGUUGCGGACGCGUUGCAGGUGGAAUACUAUUCAGCUGGAAGUGACAUUAUCCGGGAAGGUGAAACGGGAGAUACGUUUUUCGUUUUAUAUUUUGGAGAAGUUCGAGUGACCCAAAAAUUACCGGGAAAGAGCGAACCGCUUACGGUGCGCAUGCUGGAGAAAGGUCGAUUUUUCGGGGAAAAAGCAUUACUUCAGGAAGAGAGACGGACUGCGACAAUUACCGCCAUUACCGAUGCGGAGUGUCUAACAUUAGACCGGGAGUCUUUUAUAGAAUUAAUCGGCGAUCUACGUGAAUUAAAGGAGCAUGAUUACGGGGAUGAGCAGCGGAAAGCCACCACACAGGAUCAGCCGGUUAGGCGUCAUCAUAAGCGUCAUGAUCGGAGUGCACGCGGCUAUCCCAGUGCACCGCCCAGUGAAUAUGCGCAUAUCCAGAUGACCGACCUGGACAUUCUGGGUACACUGGGUCAGGGCGGUUUCGGUCGGGUGGUGCUCGUCCAGCUCAAGGCGGACCGUCAAAGAACAUUUGCUCUCAAGUGUAUGAAAAAGAUUCAUAUUGUCAAACAACGCCAGCAGGAACAUGUCCUGUCCGAGAAGAAUAUCACGCUCAAGCUCAGCUCGCCUUUCAUAUGCCGAAUGUACAAUACAUACAAGGAUCGCAAAUAUCUGUAUAUGCUCAUGGAGGUUUGUUUGGGAGGGGAACUGUGGACAAUUUUACGUGACCGAAAUUAUUUCGAUGAUUACACCGUGCGGUUUUAUACGGGAUGCGCCGUAUUGGCACUGGAGUAUCUCCACGAGCGCUGCAUUAUUUAUCGUGACCUUAAGCCGGAAAAUGUCCUUCUGGAUGUUAAUGGAUACGCCAAAAUUGCCGAUUUCGGGUUUGCAAAGGAUAUUGAGGCUUCCAGGAAAACAUGGACUUUUUGCGGGACCCCUCAGUAUAUUGCUCCAGAAAUAAUCCUGAAUAAAGGUCACGAUCAUGCCGUCGACUUCUGGGCACUGGGAAUUUUUAUGUUCGAAUUAUCCACCGGAAAUCCGCCUUUUGAUUACAACGGCGACCAACUGCAAGUGUACAACAAUAUUCUGCGAGGAUUGUCGGUCAUCGAAUUUCCGCGUCGAAUCAGCCGUAAUUCGCAGUCAUUAAUGAAGCGUUUAUGUAAAGCCAAUCCAGUGGAACGACUGGGAUACCAAAAAAACGGCAUCAGCGACAUCAAACGGCACAAAUUCUUUCAAGGAUUCGACUGGACGGGCUUGGCCAAUCGGAGCCUGGAGCCACCAAUCAAACCCAACGUUUCCGGUCCAACUGACACGGCGAAUUUCGAUCAAGAUUUUCCCCUGAAACAUGUGCCGCCCGAUGAGGUCAGCGGCUGGGACGAAGCCUUUUAAACUUUCGGCGUCCAUGAUCAGUGUCCAAUGCGAUGUUUGUAAUAGAUAUUUUUGAGCUAUAGUACCAACAAUACGCUGCAAUAUCCGCAUGCACAACCAUUUUUUUCUCGGUGAUAGAAAACUGGAAGAAGACCAAAAAAUUCAUUCUUCAGUUUUUUGUUAUUACAAGGGUAACAAAUGUACUAGUACCGAGUGAACAGAAUCGCUGUAUUUUUUAACAUUUCCAUUGGAUUUCCUUCGU